This is a messenger RNA of Phycomyces blakesleeanus NRRL 1555(-), 2208 nucleotides long. RefSeq names its product glycosyltransferase family 39 protein. The transcript is spliced from 11 exons. Bases 1 to 2208 code for a protein of 735 amino acids. Gene Ontology annotation, cellular component: endoplasmic reticulum; membrane. The record is from RefSeq and is a predicted model, not a curated record. Gene Ontology annotation, biological process: protein O-linked glycosylation via mannose. Gene Ontology annotation, molecular function: dolichyl-phosphate-mannose-protein mannosyltransferase activity. Lineage: Eukaryota; Fungi; Mucoromycota; Mucoromycetes; Mucorales; Phycomycetaceae.
AUGAGCCCCCAAUUAACCGUAGUAGAAACACCCAAACAGUACAUAAAAUCCAAAGCUAGUCAGCUUCGACAAGAAACAUAUCAUGGAAUAGCUCUGACAACUGUCACAGUCAUGGCUUUCUUCAUCACAUUUUACAAGAUUUGGUAUCCAGCCCAGGUUGUGUUUGAUGAAGUUCAUUUCGGGAAGUUUGCUGGAUUUUACUUGAAACGCUCUUAUUUCUUUGAUGUUCAUCCUCCACUGGCAAAGUUAAUGAUAGCAGGUGCAGGUUACUUGCUUGAUUAUGAUGGCCACUACAAUUUUGACAAGAUUGGAGAGAGCUACAUUGAAAACGAUGUACCUUACAUUGGACUGCGAGCUUUACCAGCCAUGCUCAAUGUUUUUAGUGCAUCUUUUAUGUACUCAAUUAUGAAACAAUCUGGUUAUUCGGUUGUAACAUGUACGCUUGUGGCUGGCAUGUAUAUCUUGGAUAACUCGCUUGUUGCCCAACAUCGCUUGAUUCUUCUUGACAGUAUGCUCAUAUUCUAUAUGCUCGGAACAAUUUACGCAUAUAUUAGGUUCCACAAACAAAGGCACCGAGCAUUUUCUAUGGGAUGGUGGUCUUGGCUUAUACUAUCAGGUGUGAUGAUGGCAAUGACUCUUAGUGUCAAGAUGGUGGGCCUAUUUAUUGUAGCCACUGUAGGUGUGUCUGUGCUAGUAGAUCUGUGGGGGCUUUUGGAUCUACAAAGGGGUUUGUCUAUGGGGCAAUUUAUGAAACACUUUUUGGCGCGCGCUUUUGCUCUUAUAAUUAUACCAGCUGCAAUAUACACCUUUUGGUUUUAUAUUCAUUUUGUUAUACUGGAUCACUCAGGGCCCGGAGAUGCGAUGAUGAGUCCAUUAUUCCAAUCUACGUUGAAGAGUAGCCCUCUUUUAAUGAAAACAUUAGAUAUACAUUAUUACGAUAGUAUUUCAAUAAUGCACAAGGAUACUUCUGCAUAUCUUCAUUCCCACAAUCUGACGUAUCCAUUACGAUACCCAGAUGGUCGUAUCAGUAGUCAAGGUCAGCAAGUUACAGGAAUCAAAGCGCCAAAUGAAAACAGUUACUGGCGCAUCAAACCAACAAAGGAAAUUGCUGCAGACACCAAGAUACCUGUGCGUCACGGCGAUGUUAUUCAAUUGGAGCACAUUGGAACUGGAACUAACCUCUUGACUCACAAUGUCGCCUCUACACACAUGCCAACCAACCAAGAAGUCAGGACAGUCCCUUUGGGCGAACGCAAUGAAGAAACACUUUUUGUAGUAUACUUGAGUGAGCACGAAAGUGGAAAUGUGUGGCAAACACAUCGUAAGCCUUUCAGACUAUUACAUAAAUCUACGGCAGUAGCUAUCUGGACACACCAAAAGCCUCUUCCUGAUUGGGGACUUGGUCAUCAAGAAGUCAAUGGAAAUAAGAAGAAUUCAGAAUCAAGCAACUAUUGGAUAGCUGAUGAGAUUCUUGGUCUCAAUGCUACCGAGAUCAACUCUAAGAAGAAGGGAGAGCUUGGGCAUCUUCCAUUUUGGAGAAAAUUUGCAGAACUUCAACUCAAGAUGCUAUCUCACAACUCCAGAUUGACUAAACCCCAUCCAUACCAGACAUAUCCUUACCAAUGGCCUCUUAUGUUGCGUGGAAUAUCUUAUUGGACAAAUACUGCAACAAAGGAGCAAAUAUACAUGACUGGAAAUGUUGCUGGCUGGUGGCUGUCUAUUACGUGUGUUUUCUUCUUUGCUGGGCUGUUGAUACUAGACGCAUUGGCCAAAAGAAGAAAUUAUGAGCCCAUUCUAUCAGCUGUUCACCACCGAUUAACCCAAUCUGGCGGUUUCUUCUUUCUCACUUUUGCAUUACAUUAUUUCCCAUUCUAUAUAAUGGGACGUACUCUAUUCCUUCAUCAUUACCUUCCUGCUGUAACUGCGAGUUAUUUAUUACUCGGUACUGUGUUUCAGUACAUUUUUGUGGACGGAAUUGACUUGCCAAUCUCAAGUUGUGGCUCGAUAUCUAAGCACAAAAAGGAGACAUUCAUUACAGCUCGCCCGUCUUUCAAAUCCUACAUUGCCGCAAUCAUAAUAAUUACCAUGCAGCUUUCUGUCUUUAUAUUUUUGUCUCCAAUUACUUAUGGAACCCAGGGACUGACUUCUGAAGAAGUUACAAGACAUAAAGUAUUAAAGAGUUGGGACCUUGCAUUCGAAAAUAAAUAA